Guyanagaster necrorhizus is the source of this 1287-nucleotide messenger RNA. Its product is annotated as FAD/NAD(P)-binding domain-containing protein. The record is from RefSeq and is a predicted model, not a curated record. Gene Ontology annotation, cellular component: cytoplasm. Bases 1 to 1287 code for a protein of 428 amino acids. Lineage: Eukaryota; Fungi; Basidiomycota; Agaricomycetes; Agaricales; Physalacriaceae. Gene Ontology annotation, molecular function: electron-transferring-flavoprotein dehydrogenase activity; flavin adenine dinucleotide binding. The transcript has 11 exons.
AUGGCCCCCACCACGGUACCCCCUGCUCCCCCCCCUAUUAGUACUCCCUUGAAGACGAUUGUUGUUCUAGGUGCGGCAUAUGGUGGUGCUCGCGCAGCACAACUCCUCGCGAACGCAGCCCCAGAAGGAUGGAGGGUAGUCGUCAUUGAUAGAAACACCCACAUUAAUCACGUGUACACUUUCCCCCGGUAUUCCGUCCUUCUGGGUCAUGAACAUAAAGCGUUCAUUCCUACUCGUAACAUCUUCCAGCUGCCAGAUCCUUCAGCCCCAUCACCACAUAUCGUCCUUCACGCCCAGGUGGAGUCUUUCAGCCAAAACCAUAUCGUCCUCUCACGGGCAUUUCCGGAGUUCGGUAUUCAUUCUGCCACGCUCCAUUAUGACUACGCUGUGUACGCUCUCGGGGCGCAAUUACCCGAUCCCGUCAACUUACGGGGUCCCCGGCUAGAUCCCAGAGAGAAGGAUAAAACAGAAUGUCAUGGAACCAAGGCGGAGGGAACCAGCUGGCUCCAGUCGAGCCAAAAGGUGAUUGCCGCAGCAGGCAGGGUGCUCGUCGUGGGGGGUGGGGCGUUAGGAAUACAGCUGGCUUCUGAUAUCGCUGAUGUUUACCCUAUGAAAAAGGUUACUCUGCUCCAUUCGCGUCGGAGGCUGUUGCCCAAGUAUGAUGAGGGAAUGCAUGUUGAGAUCGUUCAGUCUUUGACAGCACUCAACGUUGAAAUGAUCCUUGGGGAGCGUCUGGACAUGAAUUCUGUCGACAACGUUAAUGAUGCGGGACAGCGCAUUGUACGAACAGAGUCUGGGAAAGAAAUCGCUGCUGAUCUUCUCCUGCUCUGUACGGGACAAAUUCCCAACACUGCACUGCUGAAGGAGAUGGAUCCGUCUACAAUGAACCCUGAAAAUUCGCUGGCUCAUGUGCUGAGGUCUCUCCAGCUCGGUUCUACGCCUGUCUCUGAGGAAGAAGUCGAAGAUACUCCCUACGGAAAUAUAUUCGUCAUUGGAGACGCGGCGGAUGCGUUCGGUGCUAUUCAGGCUGGACAUAAUGCCUAUGCUCAGGCCGAUGUUGCUGCCAAGAACAUCCUGAAGCUCAUCAGUGGAUCUGGAAAAAACGAGUUGGAGAGGUAUACCCCUUCGCCUCCGUCUAUCAAGGUGUCUGUAGGCAUUGCGAAAAGGGUGUACCAAGUCAAUGGUGCGAUCAAGUCUAUCAAUAGUGGAGUAGAGGAUAUGCUGGCCAAGGUGAUGUGGCCGAAAUUCGGAAUCGAGGUGAAGGACGAUGCAGAUAUGUAUGAAUAA